AUGAGUGCAACUUUUGUGUACUCACCAUUGCCUCAAGGAUACAUUCGUCUCCUGCAGGCGAAGCAUCGCUGCAAUGGAGCUGUCCUAUAUGAAUUCCAAAGCAAGUUGCUUGACGAGAGUCUACGGUUUCGCGCCAUUUCAUACACCUGGGGCUCCCCAGCUUUGACCCAAAGUAUCACGUGCAAUGGGCAGAAACUGCUGAUCACGCGCAGCGUCUUCGAGUUGCUCUCUUCGGCGGUCAUAUCAAGCUUAUGUGACGAACUUCCUAUUUGGAUAGAUGCCAUAUGUAUCAAUCAGCGCGACGAUACGGAAAAAGCCCACCAAGUCCGAAAUAUGGAUACUUUGUACAGCUUGGCUGAGGAGGUUAUUCUGUGGCUUGGUCCGCCUAGCUCAGAUAGCGAUCUUGCCAUGGACACAAUUUGUGCCUUGUCUGAAAAGAAAGGCGUCAUUUCGCGGAAGAAUCUCUCACAAUUUGCCAGGAGCGGAGAGGUAUUAGAGAAGUGUGGUCUAGCCGGCGCAGGCGAAGAGGUACGAUCUGCUCUUGGUUCACUCCUUUAUCGGGAAUGGUUUCGGCGUCUCUGGAUCUUUCAGGAAGUUGUGCUAGCUCGAAAGGGCCAGAUUGUUUGCGGUUCGAAAGUCCUCCCUUGGGACGACUUCUCCAGCGCUACAUCCGCGCUGGCCAGGCUUCAGGUGCAUCAGUUCUCGAUAAUCUAUCCAGAUGUCGUUGCUGGCUUGCGAGGUCUCGAAGCAAUCCAGGAGAUGGAAGCCGCGGCCGAAGCCAGAAAAUACGAGGGCCGGGAUCUGAAUCCUGCGUUCUUGCUGGAUCUCGCCCGGAGGAGGGCCGUAACGGAGCCACGGGACCGGGUGUAUGGUAUCCUUGGGCUAGCUUCACCGCGUCUGCGGGACAAGAUCACUGUUGACUACUCACAGCGAGAUCUAAGCGCGUUAUAUAGACUCUAUGUUGAGUGUGGAAAAGCUUGCCUGGAAGAAGACACCUCACUUUCUGUGUUGUAUAUGCUCUCAGGGACAGAGAAAAACCCUGCUCUUCCUUCUUGGUGUCCGGACUUCGGAAGCCCACCAAGUCGCAAUUUUUAUAUGUUCCCGGGCUGGAAAGCUGGCAUACCAACUGCACCACUAGAAGAGGAGCUACCGAGUGCAUGGUUUGAGCCAGAGGAAGACGAUCUCUAUGCCCCUGGAUGCCGGGUAGAUAUUGUCGACCAGGUGGUGGACUCUACUUUCUGCUGGUCAAGCCUCGAACGAGAUGCAGAGGAGUCAAGCACGGAAGACGCAGCGAGCAAUCUCAUCUGGGAGAGCGAGUGCCUUGCAAUUUCAGGGCUGACCCCUGCGGAGCGAGACGAGGCACCACCACUCUCCUACCUCCUUACUCUUUGUGAAGGGUACCUGAGCAGCUUUGAGAACGAUCCAGACAUAAUCCGUGAAGCAUAUCAACGCAUCCGGUCCCUCUGGCGAAACGCGGGUCAGUCAAUUCCACCCGAGGACGUCAAGCAACGUAUUAGAACAGCAACAUAUGCUUUUCAAUCUCGCCUGAUGCACAACUGCUUGGGCCGCAAGUUCUUCACAAGUAAUGCCGGCCGUAUCGGGGUAGGUCCUCCAGAGACCCAGACCGGAGAUCACGUAUACAUUCUAUAUGGCGCAGGGCCACUCUACUUGCUUCGCUUCACCGACGAGGCUUCUCGGGUCCUGGGCAACGUUUACAUCCAUGAACUUAUGAACCUUGACGAAACUCCGGAAGAGGCCAAAGAGGAGAAUGAAAUAGUGGUUAUAAAUUGA
Molecule: messenger RNA, 1791 nt
Organism: Endocarpon pusillum Z07020
Lineage: Eukaryota; Fungi; Ascomycota; Eurotiomycetes; Verrucariales; Verrucariaceae
Exons: 1
Coding region: 1-1791 (596 amino acids)
Source: RefSeq, a predicted model, not a curated record